This is a messenger RNA of Neurospora tetrasperma FGSC 2508, 1857 nucleotides long. RefSeq lists its product as uncharacterized. The record is from RefSeq and is a predicted model, not a curated record. Bases 1 to 1857 code for a protein of 618 amino acids. The transcript is spliced from 2 exons. Gene Ontology annotation, cellular component: cortical actin cytoskeleton. Gene Ontology annotation, molecular function: actin filament binding. NCBI's taxonomy places the organism in Eukaryota, Fungi, Ascomycota, Sordariomycetes, Sordariales, Sordariaceae. Gene Ontology annotation, biological process: positive regulation of actin filament depolymerization; actin filament depolymerization.
AUGCCCAUCGAAAUCGACAAGAUCUUGGCCGCUGCGCCCGCCACAGCCCGGGGUCAGGCCACCCAGCUCUCUUGCGAUCCCAAGGGCGAGCGCAUAGUCUACGCUUCCGGCAAAUCCAUCUUCGUUCGCACCAUCGACGAGCCAUCCAAGUCCCUCCAGUAUACUGGCCAUACAACCACUACUACCGUUGCCCGCUUCUCGCCAUCAGGCUUCUGGGUUGCUUCUGGUGAUGUCUCGGGCAAGGUGCGCGUCUGGGACGCUGUCGGUGCCGAGAACACCAAGGGCGAAUACUCUAUCAUUUCCGGCCGCAUUAACGAUAUUGCCUGGGACGGCGACUCACAGCGUGUGAUUGCCGUUGGUGAUGGCCGCGAGCGAUUUGGCCAUGCUUUCACCGCUGACAGCGGCAACAGUGUUGGUGAGGUUACGGGCCACAGCAAGGUUGUCAAUGCCGUCAGCAUAAGGCAGCAGCGGCCAUUGCGUGCGGCUACGGUGUCGGACGAUGGAUCCAUGUGUUUCCUCCACGGCGCACCCUUCAAGUUCGCCGAUAAGGCGUCGGAGCACAAGGGAUUCGUUACCGGCACGGCGUUCAGCCCAGACGGUGCAACAUUGGUCACAGUCGGUGCCGACAGGAAGAUCCAGCUGUACGAUGGAAAGACGGGCGCACCAACCAAGACGAUCGGCGAGGGUGUCCACACGGGUGGUAUCUAUGGCAUCAGCUGGGCUUCUGACUCGAAGCAUUUCGUCACCUCCAGCGCCGACCAAACUGUUCGCGUAUGGGAUGCCGAGUCGGGCAAGAACACCGAAACCUGGCGGUUCGGGCCCGAGGGCAGCGUCAGCAUCCCGGACCAGCAAGUUGGCGUAGUCUGGCCGCAUGGCCGUACCGACGGGCUCAUUAUCAGCCUCAAUCUCAAUGGGGACCUCAACUACCUGGUUCCGGGCAAUCCCAAACCGAUCCGCGUUGUUCAAGGCCACAACAAGAACAUCACCGCCCUCGGCGCCAGUCCCGACGGUAAGGCUCUUCUGACGGGUAGCUUUGAGGGCCGCGUCCUGAGCUGGGACCUCGCCGCGGGCACCGGAACCGUUGUCGACGGCCAGUCGCACUCCAACCAAGUGACCCAGUUCGCCCUCCCCCCCUCGGGCGGCACCGUCUACAGCGUCGGCUGGGACGACACUCUGCGCUCCGUCGACGUGUCUGCGAACACCUUCACCGGCUUAUCCACCAAGCUUUCCGCCCAGCCCAAGGGCGUCGCCACCACCAGCGACGGCAAGUUCGUCGCCGUGGCCGCCCACACCGGCAUCCAAGUCUACCAGGGCCCCGACCUCAUCUCCGAGCUCCCGACCACCUUCACCCCCACUGCCAUCGCCGCCUCCCCCACGGACGCCUCCGUGAUUGCCGUAGGCGGUGACGGCAACACAGUCCGCAUCCACUCGCUCUCCAGCUCUGACGGGACUCUCUCCUCCCAGCCCGUCGCCGUCCUUACCAACUCCUCCGCCCAAAUCUCCACCCUGUCAUUCUCUCGCGACGGCAAGUUCCUGGCGGCCGGCAACUCAACGGGCAAGAUCGUCGUUUACCGCACCAGCGGCUCUGGCUCGUGGGAAGUGGAAACCGACCGAUGGUCGGCCCACACGGCGCGCGUGCUAAGCAUCGCGUGGAACGAGGCCGGCACGCAUGCCGUCAGCGGCGGGCUAGACACGAAUGUUUGUGUUUGGAGCUUGGCGAAGCCAGGGAGCAGGACGAGCGCGCCGAACGCGCACAAGGACGGCGUGAACGGGGUGGCGUGGACGGAGGAAGGUACGGUGGUUAGCACGGGUGUGGAUGGGGCGGUUAAGGUCUGGAAGGUUUCGGGGUUGCCAUGA